AUGUGUCUUUCAUCCUUCCGCUUGUAUGUCUCCCCCUCCUCUUUCUUCUACCACCCACCAGGCGGGCUGCUCAUUGCCAUGGGGCUGGUAACUGGGUUACACGCGCUAGUGCUCUUCACAGCGCCAGGAGCCAUUGCCCUCGUGCUGCUGGCAGCCGUGCACGCAGCCUUCGGCGCCUGGCUGCUGCAAGGCCCCUCCAACAGCUUCCUCCUCAUCAUCUCCCUCUGGCUCGCCGCCCAGGCGCUCUCCAAGCUGUUUCUCGCCGCCCUUUGGAGCCUCGUUUCGUCUUAUGUGGUGCUGGUGGUGACGGCGGUGGUGGGGAUGGGGCUGGCCGGGGUGGCGUAUUUUGGCUUUGAUGCCAACACGCCGAAGUGGGCGCAGGGGGUGCUGGUGGGGGGGUACCUCGUGCUCUAUGGCGUGGCCUUCCUGCUCAUCGCAUGCAUGGCGUAUGCUGGUGAGUUGGGGGGGACAUGUGCAGGAGGGAGGGGUGCAGGUGUGGGGAGACCUCCUGCUGUACGGCGUUGCCUUCCUGCUCAUCGCAUGCAUGGCGUAUGCUGGUGA
Closterium sp. Yama58-4 is the source of this 561-nucleotide messenger RNA. The record is from the annotation of a GenBank genome assembly. Lineage: Eukaryota; Viridiplantae; Streptophyta; Zygnematophyceae; Desmidiales; Closteriaceae.